UCGAUAUUUCAGUCAAGCACUUCGGCAGGAUGGCUUCGUUCAACAAAAUCCUGGUACUAAUUAUGAUCUCGCUCAUCCCGAAGAACGGAACGGAAGCUUUUGGGUGGGGUUGGUUCUGGCCUAGGCUAACAACCAGCACGACAACAUCCUCCACAUCGACAUCCGGAACGUCAUCCAUCCCUUCGGUGUAUAACAUUUCCAUUGGAAAUCGAGAGAACACAAACGCCGAACUAACCGACUACGGAACGAUGAUAAACAACCUGCAGAUCAACCUGGCGCGGUUUAACGGAACUGCUUUGAAGGGAGAGGCCACCGAUGAUCAGUUGAGUCUAGCGAUAUCGACCGUAUUGGAGAACUAUCGUAACCGUUCGGAAGCAGCGGUUGACAGUCGCCUGGCAUGGAUUGACGAAGUUAUGUUGGAUAUUGUAGAAUACGCUGAAGCAUUGCGCCGUGAUGACAACAACCGUUGGUUAAAGGACUUUGCCGAGAAUAUUCGAGGAAAGGUAGCCCAGCUUGAUGCAACCGUUCGUACCUGUCUGGAGCAGAAUAGAAUAGUUGAAGGUAUAAUUCAGGACGUGACUAACUACAGUACGACCGGAUGCCUAGAAGGCAGGCUCAAGGACUUGUUUGAACUUCGUGAAGCAGUUAAGAGCAAUUUGACAGAGUUUCUUGGCAACGUCGAAGACGUUGAAGAUCGAAUAGAGGCUUGCAUUGAUCCGGACUUCGAUGACGAAACGAACGAACUGUAUCAGGAAGCAUGCGUUUCAUCGAUUAUCCUGCAAGUCGAAAUGGAUUCACUCAAACUGGGAUAUACCGUCAGUAGUUUAACAGCCGCCGUUGAACCCACACUAGGACUAGCUAAAGCCGGUUUUCUGGAGUGUUUGGCUAACUUGGCAUCCUAUGCUUUUGAUGCUGCUCUGGAGUUACGUCAAAGAAUAAAUGAGUGCACAUCAUAGGAGGAGAUAAACUCCAAUAGAAAAAACCAAUCCUGCCAGAAAGAUAAAUGAUAUAUUAAAAGAAAAAUAUUGACAUUUGAUUCAUUUCAUAAUAUAUCAGGGAUCUGAUAUCAAAUUACAA
Messenger RNA from Armigeres subalbatus, 1077 nucleotides. RefSeq lists its product as uncharacterized. Bases 30 to 956 code for a protein of 308 amino acids. The transcript has 2 exons. NCBI's taxonomy places the organism in Eukaryota, Metazoa, Arthropoda, Insecta, Diptera, Culicidae. The record is from RefSeq and is a predicted model, not a curated record.